AUGUUCCCUCUGUGUCUCAUCAUUGAAAAGGGUCCAAAAGGGUGGAAAUUGCUGGGGUACCUCCGCCCCAUAAAAAAUUGCCUUUCCGUAAAAAAUUGUUUGUUGCGUGCAACAGUCGAUUCUAGCUACGUUCUUGGCAAGAUUUUUUUCUCGAAUUGCAAGCUUUCAGGUGGAUUCCGACGCAACAUCGGCGGCUUGCCACGGGGUAGUGGAAUGUCUUGCCCUCCAAUGGCAGGUGGUGGAUGA
Cylicostephanus goldi is the source of this 246-nucleotide messenger RNA. Lineage: Eukaryota; Metazoa; Nematoda; Chromadorea; Rhabditida; Strongylidae. The record is from the annotation of a GenBank genome assembly.